Trichomycterus rosablanca is the source of this 1544-nucleotide messenger RNA. RefSeq names its product L-2-hydroxyglutarate dehydrogenase (gene l2hgdh). NCBI's taxonomy places the organism in Eukaryota, Metazoa, Chordata, Actinopteri, Siluriformes, Trichomycteridae. The transcript is spliced from 10 exons. Gene Ontology annotation, molecular function: (S)-2-hydroxyglutarate dehydrogenase activity. The record is from RefSeq and is a predicted model, not a curated record. The coding region runs from base 42 to 1394 and encodes 450 amino acids.
AAAGCGAAGUGGUGCCGGUGUGAUUCAUAUUAUCGUUCAUAAUGAACAGAUCAAUCAGUAAAGUAGUACUAAGUGCUGGAUUAUUCACCAACAUCACAAAAUCAGCUGGAAGAGGAGCUCCAGUCCGUCUUCAGCACCAACAUGUGUGUGACGUUGCGGUGGUGGGUGGUGGAAUUGUGGGAUUGGCUACAGCCAGAGAGCUCAUCCUGAGACACCCGAACCUCACCUUUACCCUGCUGGAGAAAGAGAAGGAGCUUGCGCUGCACCAGUCGGGCCGUAACAGCGGGGUGAUCCACAGUGGGGUAUAUUACACCCCCGGCUCUCUGAAAGCUCGGCUGUGUGUGAGUGGAGCGGCUCUGGCUUACGAAUACUGCGACAAGAAGAACAUCCCAUACAAGAAAUGUGGCAAACUAAUUGUAGCAGUGGACAGUAAUGAGGUUCCACGUCUGAAGGCUCUGUAUGAACGUGGUCAAAAGAACAAUGUAAAGGAUCUCACACUGAUCAAUGCCAAAGAGAUUCGAGACAGAGAACCUUACUGCAGGGGUAUCAUGGCACUAGACUCACCCCACACUGGGAUUGUGGAUUGGCGUUUGGUGGCAUUAUCAUAUGGAAAAGAUUUCCAGCAGUCCGGAGGUGCUGUGAAAACUAAAUUUGAGGUUUCUGACAUCAAAAUGGUAACAGACAGUCCAGCGGAAAGCUCAGAGGGACUGAAAUACCCGAUCAUCAUCCGAAACUCACAGGGAGAGGAAGUACGAAGUCGGUAUGUCUUGACGUGUGCAGGUCUUUAUUCAGAUCGUUUGUCGGAGAUCUCCGGUUGCAGCUCUGAGCCGCGUAUCGUUCCUUUCAGAGGAGAUUAUUUAGUACUCAAACCAGAAAAACGUUAUCUCAUCAAAGGCAACAUCUACCCCGUACCUGAUCCCCGGUUCCCCUUCCUUGGCGUUCACUUUACCCCCAGAAUGGAUGGAAGUAUAUGGCUUGGACCUAACGCUGUAUUGGCAUUUAAACGGGAGGGAUACAAUCUAUCCGAUUUCAACACACGUGAUCUCGUCGACGCCCUUUCUUUUCGAGGUUUACAGAAGCUGGUGAUGAAGAACCUGGUGUACGGUGUAGGUGAGAUGUACAGAGGAGUGUUCAUCAGUGCUCAGGUGAAAAUGCUGCAGAAGUAUGUACCUGAACUCCAACUGAGCGACGUGGUCAAGGGUCCUUCAGGGGUGCGCGCUCAGGCUCUGGAUCAUGAUGGUAACCUGGUGGACGACUUCGUGUUCGACGGUGGAGUCGGAGAGCUGGGCAGCCGAGUGCUUCAUGUCCGAAAUGCGCCAUCUCCCGCAGCAACCUCAUCCCUUGCUAUUGGCAAGGCCGUCGCUGAUGAACUGGAGGCCCGGUUUUCUUUAUAGACAUGCCCACUGACUUGUGAUGACAUGGGAAUCAGUGGAUAAGAGAUCAGUUCAUGAAAUGUCGCACAGAGUGUUUACACACCUGAUAAACUAGUAAUUCAUUAUAAAUGAUUUGAAUGUAAGUUUUUAAUAAAGUUUGCUUUUUGCUAA